Fopius arisanus is the source of this 534-nucleotide messenger RNA. It is a transcript of the gene RpS12, whose product is annotated as ribosomal protein S12. Gene Ontology annotation, molecular function: structural constituent of ribosome. Lineage: Eukaryota; Metazoa; Arthropoda; Insecta; Hymenoptera; Braconidae. The record is from RefSeq and is a predicted model, not a curated record. Gene Ontology annotation, cellular component: ribosome; cytosolic small ribosomal subunit. The coding region runs from base 78 to 503 and encodes 141 amino acids. The transcript is spliced from 5 exons. Gene Ontology annotation, biological process: translation.
AUCAUCGGCACCUCUAGAGUCGCCUCCAGCGCCAUUUCUCUUUCUCCAUCAGAAAAGCGGCCAAACAUUCGAUAACCAUGUCCGACACAGAAGCCGAUGAUAUUCCCCCAGCACCUGUGGUUGGAGGUCCCAUGGACGUGAAUCAGGCUCUCCAGGAAGUCCUGAAAAACGCACUUAUCCAUGAUGGAGUGGUACAUGGUCUCCAUGAAGCCGCCAAGGCUCUCGACAAGAGGCAAGCAAUGCUCUGCAUUUUGGCUGACAACUGCGAUGAGCCCAUGUACAAGAAGCUUGUGACAGCCCUCUGCAACGAGCACCAGAUUCCCUUCAUCAAGGUUGAUAAUAAUAAGAAACUUGGUGAAUGGGCUGGACUCUGCAAAAUUGAUAACGCUGGAAAGGCACGUAAAGUUGUCGGAUGCUCCUGCGUUGUUAUCAAGGAUUUCGGUGAGGAAACCCCAGCAAAGGACGUACUCAUCGAAUACAUCAAACAAAAUGCUGUACACUAAGUUAUUUUAAUAAAACUUUGAUCGUAUUCCA